Messenger RNA from Rhineura floridana, 1584 nucleotides. It is a transcript of the gene GJA10, whose product is annotated as gap junction protein alpha 10. Gene Ontology annotation, biological process: cell communication. The record is from RefSeq and is a predicted model, not a curated record. Lineage: Eukaryota; Metazoa; Chordata; Lepidosauria; Squamata; Rhineuridae. Gene Ontology annotation, cellular component: connexin complex.
AUGACUAUGGGGGACUGGAACUUGCUGGGCAGCAUCCUAGAAGAAGUACACAUUCAUUCCACCAUAGUGGGCAAGAUCUGGCUCACCAUCCUUUUCAUAUUUCGGAUGUUGGUCCUUGGGGUGGCCACUGAAGAUGUUUGGGAUGAUGAGCAAGCAGAGUUUAUUUGCAACACAGAGCAGCCCGGCAGCAGCAACAUCUGUUAUGACAAAGCUUUUCCCAUUUCCCUGAUCCGCUACUGGGUGCUACAGGUCAUCUUUGUCUCAUCCCCUUCCCUUGUUUACAUGGGCCAUGCCCUUUAUAGACUUCGGGCCCUUGAGAAAGAGAGGCAACGGAAGAAAGCCCACCUCAAAGCCCAGCUAGGAGAGACCGAGCCUCUAUUGGAAACACACAGGAGGAUCGAGAGGGAACUGAGGAAAUUGGAGGAGCAAAGAAAAGUAAGCAAGGCACCCUUUCAAGGGUCCUUGCUGUGGACUUAUAUCCUGCAUAUCCUGACCCAAUCCAUCUUAGAAGUGGGGUUUAUGGUGGGUCAGUAUCUCUUAUAUGGCUUUCAAAUGUAUCCGCUUUACAAAUGCACUCGUCCACCAUGUCCUAAUACUGUGGACUGUUUUGUCUCCAGACCAACAGAGAAGACCAUCUUCAUGGUUUUCAUGCAUAGUAUUGCAGCAGUUUCUCUCUUUUUGAACAUUUUAGAGAUUGUCCACUUGGGAAUUAAGAAGAUUAAAAAUACCCUUCCUGGAACUCCCAAGGAGGAGUUGGUCGCUACUGAUAAGGAUGCUAAUCUUUCCAGCUGCAAGAAAAAUUCAGCCAUGCAUCAGGUUUGUAUCAUGUCUAACUCAUCUCCACAAGGCAGUUUCAAAUUUGUGCCAGAGCAGCAAGUUGGGGUGCCAGUUUACUUGUCUCCUGAGGAAGCAUUCACACCUACUGAACAAAUCCAGAACCCAGUAAAUGUGGAGCAACAGUGGUACAGCAACCAGAGAAACAGGCCAAAUCAGCACCAGGGCCACUACCUCCACAGCCAUCAAGAACAUCCUACUCAGUGUGAUCAGCACCACAGACAGCUCCAAAGACACUUUCAAAAUCUCAUGGGUCAGCAAUAUGAUCAACAUCAGAAUGAGUCUUCCAGUAGUGAGGACAUUCAGAAGCCAUCACAGCAGAGCCUGAACAGCUUUCAAAAGAAUGAACAACAGGCACAAGCGAAGUCACCCUUCCCGGAAGUCGAACAUUCCAAGAAUUCUCAACAUGCUACUAAAACUUCCAUUAUCUCCAGUCAUAUGGAUAGCCCUCAAGCUAUUAUUCAAAAACACAGUCGGGGAGUCAGUUGCAAGGACUUAGGACAUGAUUGUCGUGACUCUCCAGACAGCGGGCAUUAUCAGACCCACAAGUUUUUGUCCAGGGUGUUGUCAGAAAGCCAGCUAGACACAGACUCGGAGACUUCAAAGUCACAGAAUGGCUCUGGCUCAGAUGCUAGCCAUAGAGAUGACAAGAGUCUUCCUAUGACAUCACCACCUCCUUCCACAACGGGACGCAGAAUAUCAAUGGCAAGUGUACCCAAGCAACCUUCUUUCUAUACCCUGCUAGUGUGA